AGAUGCUUGUCGGCCAGUGUUGUGCCUCCGCGGGUUUGGAAGUUAGCGGCUGGAGGGACCUUCCUGGAGUACAGCUUUGCCCUCUGUUUCUCGCCGCUGGUUCUUUGGGUCCGUUCAGGUUUUGUAGUCUCCCUUCUCUAUCCCGGGCCGCUUCUGGAACUCACUAAGUACCCUUAGGAAAGAGGACUUUGGAGUGAAAUCAAGCCUCCUGAGCUUUGCCAGCCCUAAAUGGCUGCAGAAUCAAGAAAGCCUUCAGCCUCAUCCCCACCAGACCAAGCUCCUGAAGAGGACCUUGUGAUUGUCAAGGUAGAGGAGGAUCAUGGUUGGGACCAGGAAUCUAGUCUGCAUGAAAAUAACCCUCCUGGCCAAGAGCUGUUCCGCCUACGCUUCAGGCAGUUAUGCUACCAGGAGACACUGGGACCCCGAGAAGCUCUGAUCCAACUCCGGGCACUUUGCCAUCAGUGGCUGAGGCCAGAUUUGAACACCAAGGAGCAGAUCCUGGAGCUGCUGGUGCUGGAGCAGUUCUUGACCAUCCUGCCUGAGGAGCUCCAGACUCUGGUUAAGGAACAUCAGCUAGAGAAUGGAGAAGAGGUGGUGACCCUAUUGGAGGAUUUGGAAAGACAAAUUGAUAUACUAGGGCGACCAGUCCCGGCUCGUGCACAUGGACAUAGAGUAUUCUGGGAGGACAUGGUACAUUCAGAAUCUGCACCGGAAGCUCCAGGUACUCAGCUCCAGCCACAAGAGAGCUCAGCUCUAACCACUGAAUCACAAGAGAGAGCCAUGACUACUGCUCAGAGUCCUGUCCCUUCCCAGAAGGGAGACCCUGGAGAUCAGGAAAUGGCAGCUGCACUUCUCACCACAGGAUUCCAGACUUUGGAAAAGAUUGAAGACAUGGCUGUGUCCCUUAUACGAGAGGAGUGGCUUCUUGAUCCAUCACAGCGAGAUCUGUGUAGAGAUAACAGGCCAGAGAAUUACAGAAACAUGUUCUCCCUGGGUGGUGAGACCAGGAAUGAGAACAGGGAAUUAGCUUCAAAACAGGUAAUAUCGGCUGGAAUCCAACCACAUGGAGAGACAGCUACCAAAUGCAACGGGGAUGUUAUCAGGGGUCUUGAUCAUGGAAAAGCCCAAGACCUUCUGGGCAGAUUAGAGAGGCAGCGGGGAAAUCCCACACAAGAAAGACGACAUAAAUGUGAUGAAUGUGGGAAGAGCUUUGCUCAGAGCUCAGGCCUUGUUCGACACUGGAGAAUCCACACUGGGGAGAAACCCUAUCAGUGUAAUGUGUGUGGUAAAGCCUUCAGUUACAGGUCAGCCCUUCUAUCCCAUCAGGAUAUCCACAACAAAGUAAAACGCUAUCACUGUAAGGAGUGUGGCAAAGCCUUCAGUCAGAACACAGGCCUGAUCCUGCACCAGAGAAUCCAUACAGGGGAGAAGCCGUAUCAGUGCAAUCAGUGUGGGAAAGCAUUCAGUCAAAGUGCAGGCCUUAUUCUACACCAGAGAAUCCACAGUGGGGAGAGACCCUAUGAAUGUAAUGAGUGUGGGAAAGCUUUCAGUCAUAGCUCACACCUCAUUGGACAUCAGAGAAUCCACACUGGGGAGAAACCCUAUGAGUGUGAUGAGUGUGGGAAAACCUUCAGGCGGAGCUCACAUCUUAUUGGCCAUCAGAGAAGCCACACUGGGGAGAAACCCUACAAAUGCAAUGAAUGUGGGAGGGCCUUCAGUCAGAAGUCAGGCCUUAUUGAACAUCAGAGAAUCCACACUGGAGAAAGACCCUAUAAGUGUAAAGAAUGCGGGAAAGCUUUCAAUGGGAAUACUGGCCUCAUUCAACACCUGAGAAUUCACACAGGGGAGAAGCCCUAUCAAUGUAAUGAGUGCGGGAAAGCCUUUAUUCAGAGGUCAAGUCUCAUUCGACAUCAGAGAAUCCACAGUGGAGAGAAAUCUGAAUCUAUAGGUAUUUAGCAAAGGCUUCAGUCAUAGUUGGAGCACUAUUCAACACCAGAGAAAACACAUGCUGGUCAGGCCUUUCAGCCUAGUAAAAAGGCAGAAAGUUUGUCACCAUUACAGUUUUAACUAGUGUCAGAAUCAAUAGUGGUGGAAAAGUUAGAAUAGCUCUUCAGUAGUUUGGGCCCAGUGCCUUGGUGCAGAUUGACUGGCUUGACUGUGUUGAGAGCUGUCUAAUGGAGAAGAACUCCCAGUGGCCUAAAAUAGCAUUACAACAAACUCCUUGUCCGGAGCUCAAGGCACUUAACUUUAUCUUUAGGGUGAGUAGCUAUAGGUUUGGGAGAGGCUUCUCCUAUUUCCUCUGCUUCCCAUCUUCUGUGAUUCCCUUCUUCCAUUUAUUCCCCUGAAGGCACCGUUGUAGCCCCUAAUUUGAUCUGAGGCUGCUCUGAAUUUCUAAGCAGUCUCCAUGUGAGACUUUUAUUUCUAUUUUGCUUUCUAAGAUCUUAGUUCUAGGAAAAUUUUUACAGACAUUUAACCUAUUUAUGCUUAAGUACGCAUUUUAUUUUAUUCUAAUAUUCCUUACAGUCAGUGGAAAUCCAUAUUCCCGUGCAAAUUCAGAAUGCUAUAUUUUUAACAGAACUCCAGAAUUUUUCUUCAUAUAUCACCUUCACUGACUCCACUGAGUCAUUGAGCAUCUGUAUGCUUCACCACCCCCAGUCCCAGUACCUGUGUCAGCAAAGGAAGUGGACGCAUUAGUGAUGAUUGUGGGAGUGAUGCAGAGAAAGAGGUGAGUGGAGACUCAGCCCAGCUGCUCUUGAGCUUGGAUAGUUGCAUCUUUUGGAGACUUCUGAAUCUCCUUUCCACCUCCCCACUGUAAGCCAUGGUACAAAUAAAUACUUGCACUAUCCUGGUUAUGGCAUCACAUGGGUGAAAAAGGAGAUAGAGGUCAUUGAAGAAGACAUAAAAAUCCAUGCAAAGAAUGUACACACGUCCCUUAUGGCCCAGUUAGAGUACGGCCCUCUCUGGCUUCUAUCAGCCUGCACAAAGCACCUAACUGGAUUGUCUGUUACUCAUGUCAAUAUCCUGGUCCCACUUUUAUAGAUGGCCUCAGCACCUCACUCAUCAUUCUCUAUUCUGUUUCUUGUCAUUAGCUUUUAUAACUUUAAUAUCCACAGUAGUAAUCUAUCAAAUACCUCACUUCACAAUUCCUCAUUCUUCUGAAUCCUGGUGACCUCCAUCUGUACUCCUUGUUUCCAAUUUACCAGCAAAGAUAUAAUAUUAAUCUUAUCAUCACCAGGCAAUAUAUUUCAUCUUUGAGGCUUUCAGUAUACUGAGGGAUAAUGUAUCCUUCACCAGAACUUACACAUCCAAAAGUGGGUUGUCCUUUAAGCACUGUUAUUUCAAUAAUGCUACCAUUCCUGCAAAUAUUUGGAACACUGUCAAAAUUACCAUUUAAUAAACUAUACAAGAAAACCA
Choloepus didactylus (southern two-toed sloth) is the source of this 3414-nucleotide messenger RNA. RefSeq names its product zinc finger with KRAB and SCAN domains 8 (gene ZKSCAN8). Gene Ontology annotation, molecular function: RNA polymerase II cis-regulatory region sequence-specific DNA binding; DNA-binding transcription factor activity, RNA polymerase II-specific. The record is from RefSeq and is a predicted model, not a curated record. Gene Ontology annotation, biological process: central nervous system development; regulation of transcription by RNA polymerase II. Gene Ontology annotation, cellular component: nucleus. The transcript has 6 exons. NCBI's taxonomy places the organism in Eukaryota, Metazoa, Chordata, Mammalia, Pilosa, Megalonychidae. The coding region runs from base 229 to 1956 and encodes 575 amino acids.